Molecule: messenger RNA, 1185 nt
Organism: Besnoitia besnoiti
Lineage: Eukaryota; Apicomplexa; Conoidasida; Eucoccidiorida; Sarcocystidae
Product: Toxoplasma gondii family A protein
Exons: 1
Coding region: 1-1185 (394 amino acids)
Source: RefSeq, a predicted model, not a curated record
AUGGCGCCGCUGCGAGCCUUGUCGUCCGCGCUCUUGUUUGGCGCGGUUCUCCAUUGCUCCGCGACCGACACCGGAGAGCCGACGGUGGAGCCAGAGUCGAUCAUCACCAUCCCGGAAAAAGGACUCCAAGUGGACGAGCAUAAAAUUGUCUGGCUCGGACCGUCAAAGUCCCUGCGAGUCGUUGAUUCCACCAAUGCAGCAGUGUUUAUGCCGCAGUCCACUGUAUCGCCCUCGGUGGAGCCUUCGUCCGAACAUAUGAACGCCGUGGCGUAUAUGUUUGAGAACGGUGCAUGUGAUUUUACCAAGACCGUGGAGUACAAAAAGUUAUUUUCUGACUAUGGGAAGGCGUUAUGGGAUCGCAGCCCGCCUUCAAAGGAGGCGACCGCGGAGGAGGUCUCGCACUCACCGGUUGCGAACUACACCUUCACAAAUCCUCCCGCGGAGGUGUUGCGCGAACUUGUUAGUUUCUGUGUGAGGUUCGUAGUUACGCCUGGCUCGAGCUCGAGCUCGGGUUCGUCCGAAAAGCCUGAUGAGGAGCUUAGGCCGCCAUCAAGCGGAGUUCCUGGCGAUAGUGUCGAACAGGGGAACGGUGUACCCGGAGAACCAGCAUCUCCUGGCGGCCCCAAUGAUGAAUCUCCGGAGAACAAGGAGGAAUCGGAGAACCCGCAUAAGCCACCGAAUCCUGGAGUGUCUGGUGAAGUAGGGGAAAACAACACGGAAGAUGGGGAGCAUCAUGCAACUGCCCCAGCGGCGACAACAGCCGCGCCGCCAGGCGACAGAGCCGAAGUUUCACCACCGAAGCUGCCACCCCAACUCCCUCCGAAAGAACCUCUCCCCCAGCACAUGGAUAAUGGAGCAAAGGGAGAUGGUGCCGUCGGCGUCGCUGGACCAGGCGCCCUUGGAGGCCAGCCGAUCGUUGGCGAACAGGACUCGCAGGUAUCCAGCCCAGUCGGCCGUCCUCGUGAGGGCGGCGCAGUCGAUCAAGCAGCGGCCGAGAGGGUGCCUGUGAGAAAUCCUCUCGACGACGAAGGCAAAAACGGCGCGCGCUUGAGGGCUCUCUCAGAGACUGCUGAGAAAGCGGAAAAAUACCUGACCGUCGUUGUACACUCUGCGUCCUUAAGCGUUUCAAGUUGGAGUGCCGGCGGCCUGCUGUUGAUUGCUGCUGUGCUUUUCCUGACAUACUAG